GCGGGAGGGCCCGGACGUGUCUCAGUCCUGCCUGCAUGCGUGAAGAUAUCCACAGUAGUGUAGUAAACAGUGCCCUGCACACCUCAGCGAGUGACACGCCCACACACCCGUGGCCACGGAUGGAAUGCUCCAGCACAGCACAGCACAGCACGCACGCAUCUUCGCGAAGGCUCCACCACACCACGAGGAACAAUCCCCGUGCCUCCCCAAAUCCCCCCCUCAUCCUCGAGUACGAACCCCCGCAAGCCCAUCCCUGCCGAGCCCAAGCGCCCGCCCAGCCACAGAACCGCGUCUCGACCGUGUUGUCCUCUCUCUCUCCAACGAAACGAAACGAAACAAACAAACCGCAAACCGCACCCGCGCGCCGCCACCCACGCAUCCGCCGCCGCCGCCAAGGCGCCGCCUCCCCCAACGGCCCCAAUCCUCUGGCACCACCGCACCGCGGAAAAACGCGGCUAACAACCCAAAUCCCCACGACGACCGCAAAAAAACGAAAAAAAGUAUGUAGCCACUGCUACAGUAGCAGCGGAAAUGCGGGCGUCGGUGGAUACCUACCUACCCUACUCUACCGAACCUACCCUACCGCCGGGUCUCCAGUCCGACUGCCGGGCUAACUAACUACUCUAGCUACAUAGCUAGCUCGCACCACUCGCGAGCAGGAUGCGACCCGGGCAGCCUCGGUCUUCUCUCCCCUCCUCUCGCUCAAUCUCUCGUCUCCUCCCUCUCAGACCCCUAUGUAACUUCUGCUCGCCUACUCUACCCGCCGCCGCCGCACCGGCCCGCGCGCGCCAUCCACUCUACUCUACUCUAGCCUCCUCGCGCCUCGCGGUGGCCGGGCUGGGCUCUGCCGGUGCUGCCACUUUCGCCCAGAUUGAGGAGGACUGGAGGAGCAAGC
This is a messenger RNA of Aplosporella prunicola CBS 121167, 895 nucleotides long. RefSeq lists its product as uncharacterized. The transcript has 2 exons. The record is from RefSeq and is a predicted model, not a curated record. NCBI's taxonomy places the organism in Eukaryota, Fungi, Ascomycota, Dothideomycetes, Botryosphaeriales, Aplosporellaceae. Bases 36 to 614 code for a protein of 192 amino acids.